This is a messenger RNA of Gavialis gangeticus (Gharial), 3028 nucleotides long. It is a transcript of the gene CSRNP1, whose product is annotated as cysteine and serine rich nuclear protein 1. NCBI's taxonomy places the organism in Eukaryota, Metazoa, Chordata, Crocodylia, Gavialidae. The coding region runs from base 310 to 2055 and encodes 581 amino acids. The record is from RefSeq and is a predicted model, not a curated record. Gene Ontology annotation, molecular function: DNA-binding transcription factor activity, RNA polymerase II-specific; sequence-specific DNA binding. Gene Ontology annotation, biological process: regulation of transcription by RNA polymerase II. The transcript has 4 exons. Gene Ontology annotation, cellular component: nucleus.
CGUGCGGCAAUAACCUCGCUUUUGCGCAAGUAGCAAACCUGUGAAUACGUGGAGGUGACCUGAGCGUGCCUGCCUCUGAUCUCCUGUAGGUAGCGGUGGUUACAACCUUGCUGAAUUUCAGCUGAGCCGUCAAAGCAAGGUGCACAGGCCUCGGGAGCUCCCUGCCUGGGUGAAUUGCACCUCUAGUUAAAAAAAAAAAAAGAAAAAAGAAGCCAAAAACAAAGCAACCAGCCAGUGUCUGUUGUUGCCCUUGCUUCAUUUUCCCCUCUCCCUUCCUUUUUGCAGUUAUAUGAAACGUCCAGAGUAACCAUGAGUGGAGUAUUGAAAAGGAAGUACGAUGAACUGGAGGAUGACGCCACCUACUGCUCCUCCUCCUCCUCCUGCUCCCCGUUCUCGUCUUCUUCCGCUUCCUCUGGCUGGGAGUCGGAUGAGGAAAACUCCCGAGGAGAAGCCAGGCCCAGCACUGCCUUAACCACCAACUUCACCCCAACAUCCAUCCUGAAGAAAACCAAGCGGUUAAAGAAGAGCAAUGUGGAUUUCGACCGGGUCACUGUGUUCUACUUUCCACGCUGCCAGGGGUUCACCAGUGUGCCUAGCCGUGGUGGCUGUACCCUGGGGAUGGUGAGCAAACACAGCUCGUCCAGGCAGUUCACCCUGGCCGAAUUCUCAAAGGAACAGGAGACCGUCCGGCGGGAGAAGAUCGAAGAGCGAUUAAAAGAGGAGAAAUUGGAGGCACUGAAAUGGAAACUAACCAUGAACGGCACGAAAGAAUCUGAGGAGGCCAACCAGCUCACCGUUGAGGACAUCUCUGACGACGACAUCGACGUGAGCAACGUGGACCUGGAGGAUGGCUUUUUCCUCCAGCCCUACCCUGCCAAAAAGAGGCGUGUUCUGCUCAAAGCCAUGGGGGUCAAGAAGAUUGACAAAGAGGAGAAACGGGAGCUGCAUAACAUCCGCCUGUCACGUGAGGACUGUGGCUGUGACUGCCAGGAGUUCUGCGAUCCAGAGACCUGCAGCUGUAGCUUAGCAGGCAUUAAAUGUCAGAUGGAUCACACGUCGUUCCCUUGCGGCUGCACAAAGGACGGCUGCGGAAACACGCAAGGGAGAAUAGAGUUCAAUCAGGCACGGGUGCAGACGCACUUCAUCCACACCAUCAUGAAACUGGAACUGGAAAAGAAACAGCAGAAUAGUGAAAAGACCGUGGAGCCCGAGGCGACGUUCCGGGACAGGCUUCAUCAGUUGGGGUGUUCGGUAGGGAAGACGGUGUUCGAGGAGCGAGCCAUCCCAUUGACACCAGCAUUUCAAUUCAACAUGGACCUGGAGACGGUUGGGGAGAACAGCUGCAGCAGCGACAUGACGGACUCCUCCGUCUCCUCCAACCAGAGCGAGGAUUCGGAAGAGCAGUACGAGAGCGUCCCAUCUGAUAAGUCACAGUCUGACGUCGACGACGACGGCUUGGCGAGGAUACUCCACUUCAAUGAUUCCGAUGUAGAAGAAAACAGUAAUCAUUGCCAAGAUAAUCUGAGCUGUUUCCACCCCACUGAUUUCUUUAGCGCUAACAUUGAAGACCAGUGUGACGCAAAUGCUGAAAAACUCGGCACUGGAAACUACUCUAGCCAUUUGUCAAACAUCUCCGAAUGCCUGGAUGAAAACGCCAAUCAGGACGCUAGUUGUUUUCUAGAGGACACUGCCGAUACGCACUGUGACGGGCUUUCUUGCUGCAUGUCAUCCCCAGCAGAGCAGUGUUCAAAGAGCUACACAGAUCUCAGCCUUUCCUCUGACUCCUUGGAUUUCUUUCAGUCAUUCUCAGACUAUAAUUUGGGACCUCUUUACAACUCCUUAAAGGAAUACGAGAACCUGGAUAACUUUUCAGCCUUGCAAUUCCAACUGCCUAAUUUUCCCGGCUUCCCCCAGGCUGGAGACCAGAGCUCUUGCUUCCUGGAGUCUCUCAUUGGCUUGUCUGAAUCUGUCCCAGAAACCCCGGCCCCUUUCACAGACAAUCAGCUUUUAGAAGAUGCCAUUAAGUCAUCUCUAAUGGAAACGGUGAAAGUUUAAAAAAGGCCAGCUUUGGCCAGCUGAACAUUAAAACUGUAAUGAAGAACUGUGUGAUGGCAAACUUUCACUGAAGGAGGAACGUACUGCAAAAGACUUUCUCAGCCGACAAAUUGGUGUUGUUUUUUUUAGUCUCUAGAACAUGGACAUUUUGAAAUACUGCAGCUACAAUCAGUUCUCUUGCUGUUUGUGCAAAAUUUAAAAACUUUCAUGGUUUGGGAAAACACAUUAGAAGACUUUCUUUGAGUAUCAAUUUACCUGUGCUUUGUACAAAAAAACCCCCAAAACCAAAAAAAAGAUUGAGACAUACUCUUUGUUAACGUUGUUAGUCAUAACACAGCCCCUUCUAGAAACUUUUCAGUGUCGCAGAAACUUUUUGAAACAACUUUUGAAUCUCUGUUGUGAAAAAGGAUUUGCAUAAGGGUGAGCCCAACAUGCUCUUAUGUUUAAAUCAGACAAGGUUUACAGAAGAAAAUCCAUACACUAGAAACAUAAUCAUAUUUCAUCUAUUUAUUGCAAAUUCCAGAAUGAAAUAGCCACCGAAGCUUGAACUAGCAUGAAACCUUAUUUAAAUUGGUAAUACCUCAGAUGUAUUAUGUGUACAAUCAUGUUUUUUGCAUAAUAUAUCUGUAUUUAUUUAUUUUUUACCUUUUAGUACACGAAUAGCACUGUGGUUUAUCAAUGACCUGGAAGUGCAAUAAAGUCUUUAGCAGCAUGCAGCCUAAAGACGCCAACACUGUUUUGGAAAGACUGAAAGACGUUAACUUUAGCGGUUGUCAGAUCCCUUUCCAGUCCUUGUCUAACAUUUCUUAAAAGAGCCUCAAGCUGGCGAGGGUGUCUUCAUAACUGCAUCCUCUUUGGUAGCUAAAAAUCCUUUAAGGGAGAGAACUAUACAGAGGGGUGUGAUGUCCAUAAUUCUGCUAUGGAAAACAAACCCAUAAACUAUUCAAGAAAUAAUAUGAACUAUAUUUAAAAA